This is a messenger RNA of Stylonychia lemnae, 1317 nucleotides long. The record is from the annotation of a GenBank genome assembly. NCBI's taxonomy places the organism in Eukaryota, Ciliophora, Spirotrichea, Sporadotrichida, Oxytrichidae.
AUGGGAUGUUGUAUAUCGGCAAAUCAACAUAGACCUGGUAAUGGAGGGGGGUAGGUGGUGAACAAUCGACCUGGUGCUGGAUAAAUCCUCCCACCAGAGCCUACUAAAAUUAAACAGCCCAGAAAGAUUAAUGAUCAACUAACAAAUGACUAGAAGAAAUUCAUAAUUGAAUUCCAGCCUAAGUAUGUCUGGGAUCAUAGAGCCCUGUAUAAGAUAUUUGCAAACUAUCCCAAGACAAAUCAUAUGACUAUAGUCUUAGAUCGGAGAUUGGGCUUUAGCCAAGAAAAAUAUCAGGACUCUAUUGAUUAAAAAACAAUUCUGCAUACAAAAUAUGAACUUAAGUAAGCCUAGAAUGAUUUGGUAGUACUGAAACUCUCAUUUAAUUAGUAGUGCAAGUUUAAAAAUCUUUCUCAAACUCUAGCAGAAACGCACCCAACAUUAAAUAAUAACGAAUAAAUGAUCAAGAAUAUUCUGAGAAAAAUGAUAGAUUUUCUUGACGACAAUUAGCAUAUGAAUGCAUGUUUCAAUUUUAAUCCCGACCAGAUUCUUGUAUUCAAAGAUGAAGAUAACUAAAAUAUGGUUUUACAGCCCUAGAUACUUAUCGAGAUGGAUGAUGAGAAGUAGGACAAGAAUGAAGUUUUGAAAGUGAGGUGGAAUAUUACGAUUGACAAAAUUGACAGAGAAAAAAUUGAAGGCGAUACUAUACAGCUCCAAAAUAAGCUAAGUCUUGCCUUGCUCAUGUAUCAUAUAGAGACUGAUGGUUUUGUUCCUUACACGCUCCCAAAAUAGUAUGUAGAAAUUUUGACCAACAUUGAAAAGCGAACUAAAUAUUUGGCUAGUUUUCAGAUUAAUAAUGAACCAAUCUAUUUCAAAUUCUUAAUCUAGAAUAUUUUGAAACCGUACCAUCAACUUUAAAAAGAACUUCAGAAAGUACCCUCUAAUAAUAAUGAUAAGAAAUAUGAAAAAAGUAGAAUCUUGGAUUAAGUUUAUACAAAGAGAGUCUAAUAAAUUUUCAUAGAUGAGAUUCUUCAAAUAUAUGCGAGCAUUUAGAAUUAGGAAAGGUAAUAACGAUUGGUGGAAUUAUUUAUGAAUUAAGUUAGAUUGAAUAAUGAGGUUGAGCUUACUGUCGAUGAAAUUGAUUAAAUUCUAAAGGUAAUAGACCUUGACUAGGAGCAUUUGAAUUAGAAAUUUGAAAAGUUCAGAACUAACGAAGUUUAGAAUAAACUAAGAAUAGUUAAUAAGAGAGUAUUUUAUCUGCAAAUUCUCAGCUGGAUUGAGACUUUCGAUAAGAUUGAAAGCUAUAGAAAUAAGCUGUGA